Molecule: messenger RNA, 1272 nt
Organism: Naegleria lovaniensis
Lineage: Eukaryota; Heterolobosea; Eutetramitea; Acrasida; Naegleriidae
Exons: 2
Coding region: 1-1272 (423 amino acids)
Source: RefSeq, a predicted model, not a curated record
AUGAACCCACACAACGAUCAUGAGGAUGAAUCCGUGUGGUAUUGUGGUAGAAAAGCGACUGCUGGUUGUCGGUUUGAACAAGACAAGGAUGGUGAUUGUUUUUUGAAAUUAUUGUACAAGCCUUCCAGCCUAUCCCGAAAUGAGAAUGUUAUUUUUACAGUCGAGAAAAAGCAUGACGAUUUGCCUUUAAAAUUUUCAUUUAUUUGCAGUGGAGGAGAGCAGGUUACAUAUAGUUUAAUAUUCUUGAUGGGAGAAGAAUCAAAAUUCUUUCUUUCCAUUUCAAAUAACUUACAAUAUCUCCGUAAAGUGACUUUUCAUGAAUUGUUUCAAGGAAUGUAUGAUCUGAAUUUGGAUGUACCAAUUGGAACGUCAAAGGAGAUGAAACGAGUGGUUUGCAACAAUCGCAGUCACGUCCUUUUUGAAAUGAUGGAUGAGAGAUUUUAUGUUUAUGAUGUCGAUUCUUUCACGAUGAAGCCAUUCAAAAUUCAUGGACCACGUGAACUGAUUGCUAUCGGAGCAGGUAUAAUGUCUCCCUAUUUUUUACUUAACACAACACAUGAUCCAACUCAAAUUGUUGUUUAUCAAUGUAGUACACAAACAGAGACAACCUUUGAAGUUCCAUGUGAAACCUCAAAAAUCAAAUUCAUGACCUCAUAUUGCAGGGAUUUAUUCAUUUUUGUUUUAGAAAAUAACAAGUUUUAUAUUAGAAAAACUUCUUCAUUCGAUGCUUACGGAUUUAUUUCAUAUCCAAUACAACGUAUGGUAUAUGUAAAGUCACCUUUUGAGAAAGAUGCUCCUGUAGUUCAAGUUUCAACUGGUUUUGCACAUGUGGCUGUUUUGCUACAAAACGGACGGGUGUUCAUAAGAGGCCUCAAUAAUUAUGGGCAAAUCCCGAAUACCUCCGGAACCGAUCAAGACUCAUUCGUUGAAAUCAAUACUGAUGCAUUCCCUGUUCGAUCAUUAUGUUGUGGUUCUAUUUGCACGUGUUUAGUUAGUGAAAACGGUGAAAUAAUUUUCUUUGGUGAAGUUGUCACUGCAUUCAAAUCGCAGACCAAUAUUGAUCCAAAGUUUCGCAAGUACAACAAGAUUUGGGUAAUGAAAAAAGAGUAUCCGGAUCAAGAGGUGAGCUUGGGACCAUGGCAUGCAUUUGUUUAUAGAAAACGUAUCAACAUCAAAAAGGCAGACAUGCAAUUCUUUUUAAAGUUGAAAGAGAUCGCUACUAGAGGUGCAUUGUGUGACAUUGCUGUCCUUUCCCCGAUCACAAACGAAUAA